AUGGAGGUCCAUACUGCAGGCUUGGUUGUAAUAGGAGAUGAAAUUUUACGUGGACAAAUCAUUGAUACAAACACAUCCUACUUGGCAAAACGUUUGCGAGAUUCUGGUAUCAAACUCCAGAAAGUAACAGUUAUUCCUGAUAUUGUAGAUGAAAUUGCAAAGACUGUAUGCGAUGCUUCCAAAGAGGUUUCUGUUGUAUUUACAUCUGGUGGUGUUGGUCCCACUCAUGAUGAUGUAACGUAUGAAGGUGUGGCUAAAGGUUUAGGAUUAAUACUUGAACCGCACGAAGAAUUAGUAGAUCUUCUCACAAAUCUCUUUCCCAAUGAAAAAGAAGCUCAACGUCUUGCCAUUGUACCAAGACCCUGUGAACUUAUUUAUAUUCCUUCACAAAGUAAGUGA
Molecule: messenger RNA, 399 nt
Organism: Colletes gigas
Lineage: Eukaryota; Metazoa; Arthropoda; Insecta; Hymenoptera; Colletidae
Product: FAD synthase-like
Exons: 2
Coding region: 1-399 (132 amino acids)
Source: RefSeq, a predicted model, not a curated record